UUAUACCGAUACGUUGGGUUCGGGUUAACCCAAGUAUAGAUAGACGAAUGGGCGGGUCACAGUCUCACGGGUCACCCCAUUGACCCGUUUUUCGCCCUUCAUGUAUAAAUUGACAGGAUACACAGAAACCCUAAUUCUUCACUCGAACGGGAGCCAGAGCAUUUUCUUGGUUCCGCUCUCUGUUCACCACCGCCGUUGAAGAUGAAGUUCAACAUCGCAAACCCUACUACAGGAUGCCAGAAGAAGCUAGAAAUUGACGAUGAUCAGAAACUUCGAGCAUUUUUUGAUAAGAGGAUCUCUCAAGAGGUCAGUGGAGAUGCUUUGGGCGAGGAGUUCAAGGGUUAUGUAUUUAAAAUAAUGGGAGGUUGUGACAAACAAGGUUUUCCAAUGAAGCAAGGAGUCCUUACUCAAGGACGUGUUCGUCUUUUGCUUACCCGAGGGACCCCUUGCUUCCGUGGGCAUGGUAGGCGAAAUGGAGAGCGUAGGAGGAAAUCGGUUCGUGGAUGCAUUGUUAGCCCGGACCUUUCAGUUCUGAACUUGGUUAUUGUGAAGAAGGGUGAGAAUGAUCUUCCUGGACUGACCGAUGUGGAGAAACCAAGGAUGAGAGGUCCAAAGAGGGCAUCAAAGAUCCGGAAGCUGUUUAACCUCUCCAAGGAGGAUGAUGUGCGGAAGUAUGUCAACACAUACCGUCGAACCUUCACAACAAAAUCUGGUAAAAAAUGCAGCAAAGCGCCCAAAAUUCAGAGGCUGGUGACCCCAUUGACGUUGCAGAGGAAACGGGCAAGAAUUGCAGAGAAGAAGAAGAGAAUCGCAAAGGCCAAGUCAGAGGCAGCAGAGUAUCAAAAGCUUCUUGCCAGCAGGUUGAAGGAGCAGCGUGAGCGUCGAAGUGAGAGCUUAGCAAAGAGGAGAUCGAAACUCUCUGCUGCCUCAAAGCCAUCUGUUACAGCUUAGGUCAUCGGCGUGCAGUUGUUACUAUGAGUUGAUCAUUUAUCACAGUUGUCUUUUGUGGGACUCCUUACCCAGAUAGAGGUUAUUUUGACCGUCCUUUUUAUUGAAGGGCUUGUUUUGCUUUCCGUCUUUUGCCUUGUAAUAGCUUGUGUUACGCUUCACUUUUUGAUCUGUGUUGUGCCAAUGUUGCUGGAGUUGUGGUCCUAUUUUUUUGGUUUAAGAUUAAUUUGCAUGUUCUUGAAGUUUUACAAA
Messenger RNA from Malania oleifera, 1200 nucleotides. RefSeq names its product small ribosomal subunit protein eS6-like. NCBI's taxonomy places the organism in Eukaryota, Viridiplantae, Streptophyta, Magnoliopsida, Santalales, Ximeniaceae. Gene Ontology annotation, molecular function: structural constituent of ribosome. Bases 202 to 951 code for a protein of 249 amino acids. Gene Ontology annotation, cellular component: ribosome. Gene Ontology annotation, biological process: translation. The transcript has 6 exons. The record is from RefSeq and is a predicted model, not a curated record.